This is a messenger RNA of Durusdinium trenchii, 390 nucleotides long. NCBI's taxonomy places the organism in Eukaryota, Dinophyceae, Suessiales, Symbiodiniaceae. The record is from the annotation of a GenBank genome assembly.
AUGAUUUGUGAUGGAUUCGAACACGCUUCGUUGUGUUCGCUCAUUUUGUUGUGUCCGAUGUUGUGUGGCACCUGGGCAGCAGAGAUGUGUCUCUGGACACCUUGGAUUCACACAGGGCACUUGGUGUCCAAAGACAUCUCCCGCCUGAUCACCCUGGAGGUGACCUCCUUCUGUGAGUGUAUCAGCCGUGACCGCGGAGUCUGGUCCCUGGCCGCGAACUACGCCCAGCGAUUUGUAGGGGAACUGAAUGAAGAAGGUCAUUGGUCGGAUUUGUCUCCAGAGUAUCUCCAAGCAGCCUAUUUACAUGAGUCGGUUGGCUCUCAGAAUUCUGUCCGGAGGAAGACUUGUCUUUGCGCGAAACGAACUUUUAAGAAGGUACUUCCGUCAUAG